Molecule: messenger RNA, 1337 nt
Organism: Photinus pyralis (common eastern firefly)
Lineage: Eukaryota; Metazoa; Arthropoda; Insecta; Coleoptera; Lampyridae
Product: zinc finger protein 525-like
Exons: 2
Coding region: 120-1274 (384 amino acids)
Cellular component (GO): nucleus
Molecular function (GO): zinc ion binding
Source: RefSeq, a predicted model, not a curated record
ACGCUGUAAAUCUGUAGUAACGUCAGUACGGUAACUGCUAAAGUGCUAAGUAAACAGACCGGGACGAUUGAAGAAGUCAUUUUACAGAGUCAGAGGAUAUUUUGUUCUAUAGAUUAAACAUGUCUCUAACAAAUAUUUGUCGUAUUUGUUUGGAUAAUAACGUACAAUUAACAAAUAUUUUCGAAGAGCAAGUUAACAACAAAAGCAUAUCAGCCCUUUUAGCCGAAUUUGCUGAAGUAGAGGUUUCUCAAGGUGACGGACUUCCCCCAACGAUUUGCUUCGUCUGUAAGGAUAAACUCGUGGCUGUCUUAGAUUUACGACAGCAAAUCAUUAGAUCGGAUAAACAACUGCGUACAGAUGUGAUUAUUAAAGACGAGAUCAAAAUUGAGGAUGGUGAAAGUUUGGAAAUUGUCAGUGGCGAAGGGUCGAUGUCUCCAGUUCAAGCAGAGGUUGCUAAGAUGGAAACCAUCACGCUGAAAUACCAUUGUGCCGAGUGUGAUAAAAGCUUUGCUCGUCGAGAUUACUUUAUGAGACACAAGAGAAGGCACACAGGUGACGCAAUGCCAAACAUUUGUAAUAUAUGUGACAAGCGGUACGCACUGCCAUGGUUAUUAAAGCUACAUAUGCGUAUACAUACUGGUGUCAAACCUUGCAUCUGCAAGUCAUGCGGGAAAAAUUUUCGAUUUCCAAGCUCCUUGACGAAUCACAUGCGAAUACACACAGGCGAUAAGCCAUACAAGUGUACUAUGUGUCCCAAAAGCUUCACGCAGAGUGGUGCCUUACAAGUUCAUAUAGCAGUACACACUGGUGAAAAAUCGUUCAUGUGCGAAUUUUGCAGCGUGGCCUUCGGUUCUAUUUCCGCGCUAAGAAAGCACAUCCUCAGUAAGCACAAUGCAGAGAAAGACAGAUACUGCUGUCCUACUUGCGAAAAGUGUUUUAACACGUCGUCCGGUUUGAAAAGCCACAUCAAGACGCACUCUGGCGAAAAGCCUUACUCUUGCGAGGUGUGCGCGAAUCGGUUUACCGAACGUGGGUCUCUGAAGCUUCACAUGCGAAUACACGAGGGGGUGAAACCGCACGAGUGUAAGAUUUGUAGCAAGCGUUUUACUCAGCCGACCUGUCUUGUGAGGCACAUGAGGGUGCAUUCGGGUGAAAGGCCCUAUCCUUGCACCAUUUGCUCGGAACGUUUCAUGUAUUCCCAUCACUGUCGUAAACAUAUGCAGACUCAUCAUCGACAAGAGACUCUGAUUGUCUCGUCGGAUAAUACAAGUUAAGUAAAAUUGUCCAAUGUGCAAUGUAUAUAUUUUUUAUAAUUUUUGUAUAAUAAAAAUGGCAAA